AUGAACUCGGCUACAGCGACGAGUAUAGAAACCUCGAAUGGUUCGGCCUCUGUCUCCCGGCGCAGCGGCCACGACGUCACACAGAACGAACCCAACAAUCGUACCAACGGAAACGGUAACGGAACUGCCACGACCAAAACUCCAAAGAAGCCUGGCCAGAAGUACAGACACGUCGCUGCGGUUCACAAACAGACGAGACCUUCAUGUCUGAGUCACGAUUCCGAUGCUGCCCCCAGCUUUAUCGGGUUCCGUAACCUCAUGGUCAUUGUGCUUGAUAUCUACUUAGGUCUACUCCUUUACUUCCUCAUCCCAUGCCAUCUCCUUGCUGCCUACUUGAUUGAGCUGGCUGCUGCUCAGCAGGCUCGAGGAUCUCUAAAGCGUGUCAAUGAUUCACCUUCUGGUGGCCCCUCAGAGCAGGAGCGCAAGAGGUUUCAUAAGACUUGGGUUGUUGUCGCAUGGGCUCAUCUUUUCAACAUCACACUUGCCCUUGUCCUGACCACCUGGGUGGUGUACUUCAAGAUUCAUCAUCCUCUCAUUGGUACUGUGACUGAGAUGCAUGCCAUAGUUGUUUGGCUCAAGACUGCAUCGUAUGCUUUCACCAACCGAGACUUGAGACAUGCCUAUCUGCAUCCUGUGGAAGGAGAGCGCGAACUGGUACCUGAGCUGUACACGCAAUGCCCGUAUCCCCAGAACAUCACCUUCAGCAACCUGGUCUACUUCUGGUGGGCGCCCACACUCGUAUACCAGCCCGUGUAUCCUCGCACCGAUAAAAUCAGAUGGGUCUUUGUUGCCAAGCGAGUUGGGGAAAUUUUCGGCCUCAGUGUGUUCAUGUGGGUUGCGAGUGCUCAGUAUGCUGCACCUGUACUUCGGAACUCGCUCGACAAGAUCGCUUCCCUUGACCUUAUGUCUAUUCUGGAACGGUUACUUAAGCUUUCGACAAUCUCCCUAGUCAUCUGGCUUGCUGGUUUCUUCGCACUCUUCCAGUCGUUCCUCAACGUCCUGGCCGAGGUUUUGAGGUUUGGCGACAGGUCAUUCUAUGACGAUUGGUGGAACAGUGAGAGCUUGGGAGCAUACUGGCGUACGUGGAAUAAGCCUGUUUACACGUAUUUCAAGCGUCAUCUGUACAUGCCCAUGAUCGGGCGUGGUUGGAGUCCUCAAGCCGCCAGCUUUGUAGUCUUCCUAGUAUCGGCUAUUCUUCACGAGAUCCUUGUCGGUGUCCCUACGCAUAACAUCAUUGGCGUUGCUUUCCUGGGUAUGUUCCUUCAACUGCCACUUAUUGCAUUGACCAAGCCUCUUGAAAACAUGAAGCUUGGGCACACUGGCAAAAUAGUUGCACUUAUGUACUUCUACGCUUGGCAAGCAAAGUAUGGAAGUGUCAGCAAACAGAUGACGACAGUAUCGAGUUGA
Messenger RNA from Fusarium subglutinans, 1407 nucleotides. Its product is annotated as diacylglycerol O-acyltransferase. The transcript is spliced from 4 exons. Gene Ontology annotation, biological process: triglyceride biosynthetic process. NCBI's taxonomy places the organism in Eukaryota, Fungi, Ascomycota, Sordariomycetes, Hypocreales, Nectriaceae. Bases 1 to 1407 code for a protein of 468 amino acids. Gene Ontology annotation, molecular function: diacylglycerol O-acyltransferase activity. The record is from RefSeq and is a predicted model, not a curated record. Gene Ontology annotation, cellular component: endoplasmic reticulum membrane.